Messenger RNA from Vicugna pacos (alpaca), 1985 nucleotides. It is a transcript of the gene DNTT, whose product is annotated as DNA nucleotidylexotransferase. The record is from RefSeq and is a predicted model, not a curated record. Lineage: Eukaryota; Metazoa; Chordata; Mammalia; Artiodactyla; Camelidae. Gene Ontology annotation, cellular component: nucleus. Gene Ontology annotation, molecular function: DNA-directed DNA polymerase activity; DNA nucleotidylexotransferase activity; DNA binding. Gene Ontology annotation, biological process: double-strand break repair via nonhomologous end joining.
GUGAGAUGACAUCAGGGCUCUUGAUGAAGGAGGAGCAGGCUCUCUGUCACUUCUGGAGAUGCCACUUGAUGGCACAGCCAGAAGUGGCAGCAGCCUCUUCCCAUGGAUCCACAGCAAAUGGCCCCUUCAGGCCCCCGGAAGAAGAGACCCAGGCAGGUGGGUGCCUCAGUGGCCUCCCCACCUCAUGACAUCAAGUUUCAGGAUUUGGUCCUCUUCAUUUUGGAGAAGAAAAUGGGGACCACCCGUAGAACCUUCCUCAUGGAGCUGGCCCGAAGGAAAGGAUUCAGGGUUGAAAAUGAGCUCAGUGAUUCCGUCACCCACAUUGUGGCAGAAAACAACUCUGGUUCAGAGGUUCUGGAGUGGCUUCAGGUACAGAACAUAAAAGCCGGCUCACAGCUAGAACUCCUCGACGUCUCCUGGCUGAUAGAAAGUAUGGAAGCGGGAAAACCGGUGGAGAUGACAGGGAAACACCAGCUUGUUGUGAAAACAGACUGUUCAGGUAGCCCCAACCCAGGCUUCCAGAAGACUCCACCACUGGCUGUAAAAAAAAUCUCUCAGUAUGCGUGUCAGAGAAGAACCACUUUAAACAACUGUAACCACAUAUUCACGGAUGCCUUUGAAGUACUGGCUGAAAAUUAUGAGUUUAGAGAAAAUGAAAUCUUCUCUGUGACAUUUUUGAGAGCAGCUUCUGUCCUUAAAUCCCUGCCAUUCACAAUCAUCAGUAUGAAGGACACAGAAGGAAUUCCCUGCCUGGAAAACAAAGUGAAGUGUAUCAUAGAGGAAAUUAUUGAAGAUGGAGAAAGUUCUGAAGUUAAAGCUGUGUUAAAUGAUGAACGAUAUCAGUCCUUCAAACUCUUUACUUCUGUAUUUGGAGUGGGAUUGAAAACAUCUGAGAAAUGGUUCAGGAUGGGGUUCAGAACUCUGAGUAAAAUAAGGUCGGAUGAAACCCUGAAAUUCACAAGAAUGCAGAAAGCAGGAUUCCUCUACUAUGAAGACCUUGUCAGCUGUGUGACCAGGGCCGAAGCAGAGGCAGUCAGCGUGCUGGUUAAGGAGGCCGUCUGGGCAUUUCUGCCCGAUGCCUUUGUCACCAUGACAGGAGGAUUCCGGAGGGGUAAGCAGAUUGGGCAUGAUGUAGAUUUUUUAAUUACCAGCCCAGGAACAACAGAGGCUGAAGAGGAACAACUUUUACCUAAAGUGAUAAACUUAUGGGAAAGAAAGGAGUUACUUUUAUACUGUGACCUUGUGGAGUCAACAUUUGAAAAGUCCAAGUUGCCAAGCAGGAAGGUGGAUGCUUUAGAUCAUUUUCAAAAGUGUUUUCUGAUUUUAAAAUUGCACCAUCAGCGAGUAGACAGUGGCCUGUCCAGGCGGCAGGAAGGAAAGACCUGGAAGGCCAUCCGUGUGGACUUGGUCAUGUGCCCCUAUGAGCACCGUGCCUUUGCCCUGCUGGGCUGGACCGGCUCCAAGCAGUUUGAGAGAGACCUCCGGCGCUAUGCCACACACGAGCGGAAGAUGAUACUGGAUAACCACGCUUUGUAUGACAAGACCAAGAGGAUAUUUCUCAAAGCAGAGAGUGAAGAAGAAAUUUUCGCACAUCUGGGAUUGGAUUACAUCGAACCAUGGGAAAGAAAUGCCUAGGGAAAAUGUUGUCGGCUUUUUUUUCUGUUUUGGUUUUUUUUCAGGUUAGAUAAAUUACGCUUCAUAUUACAGUGAAAGAUGUCUUAGGAAAGUUCGAGUUUCUUUAAUUCUUACUGAAAUGAAGAUUGCUUCUAGAAAUAAAUAGUUUUGGAAACAUGAUCAGGCACCACCCGGCAAAGGCUGUGCUCUGAUAGGCCGUUUGUAGGACUGUUGCUCAGAAUUCACAAUGCAUUGUCCAUAGUAACAGUGUUGUAGUUGGUGGCUCGUUUCCGGGGCAGCUCAUCAAAGCCCACUUUGCCCACAGUGUAGCUGAAUCACUGUGUAUUUCCAGUAAGAACAAGAGGAAACAA